Molecule: messenger RNA, 14910 nt
Organism: Sungouiella intermedia
Lineage: Eukaryota; Fungi; Ascomycota; Pichiomycetes; Serinales; Metschnikowiaceae
Source: the annotation of a GenBank genome assembly
AUGAACCAUUCUAUCCGGUUAAACACAGCCGAAGCCAACGCCCGCUUUGCCAUAUACGUGGAACGCUUUCCCGAGAGAAAUGUGCCACUGUUCCAAUUUGAGAAGUCUGCAUCCAUUCUGUCCAACUUGGACAACUUAGCAUUAUUGGCUUUACACCACAAUGCCACAUUGGCUGUCUUAUACGCAUACAAGCCUGUUUUUCUUGACUUGAUGGCUCGAUGGGUCGAAAACCCAGCCAAAUUUGAAAAUGCCUUCUGUGAAGCUCACAAAAUUCCAUCUUCCCACAUUCCAGGCUCCAUCGUCUUCAUGGCUUUGUCCAGAGUGGUGGACUUGUAUCCCGAAUCAUGCAACCUUAUUGAGUUGUUCAUGGAGCAAAAUCCUAUCUUUCUGCGUGUUGAAGAUGCUAUUAUCACUGGCGCUGAGCCCACCUCAUUGAACAGUCCGCUUUUGGCAUUCUCUCGAGUCUACAAUGCUAAACCUCACAAGUUCAAGCAGUUCCUCUCUGUCACCACUUUGCACAAGGUGUUAGAUCUUACAACGGAGUACAGUGUGGCCAAGUAUUUGGCCAUCGGAAUGUUGGCAUCAUACUUGAAUGCUUCAGAGAUCUCCAAAGACAACAUGAUUAAAACUCACAUCCAAAAGAACUCGUUGGUCAACACAUAUGACGCUGACUACAAAAUAGACUACCAUUUUCUUGCAUUGGUGGAGGCGAAAAGACUCUCCAACCACACAAAAUUGCCUAAUGAAAUUGAAUGCCAAGAGUCUCGCUUGAUCACGAUUACAACCGGAGACCUCUCGCUGUUGGUGAUCUCCAUUUGUGGAGUUAUCGUUUCAAAUCCUUCGAGAAGCCAAAGCUCUAUCGACAACGCUGUUGAAACCAAAAAUUCCGUGCAAGUAUUAAGACAGUUAGCCCGCAACAUCCAGAACGAUAGACCAGUGAUGUUAUACGGAGGUGCCGGUUCUGGAAAAACCUUUCUCAUAAACCAGUUGGCACAAUAUUUGUCAUGUCAAGACGAGAUAGUGAAAAUCCAUUUGGGCGAGCAGACAGAUGCCAAGUUAUUAUUGGGAACGUAUACUUCUGGCGAGAAACCUGGCUCAUUCCAAUGGAGAUCAGGUGUUUUGACCACGGCUGUGAAAGAAGGAAAAUGGGUUCUUGUUGAAGAUAUCGACAAGGCCCCCACGGAAGUUUUAUCCAUUCUUCUUACAUUGCUCGAGAAGAGAGAGUUAAGCAUUCCCUCCCGAGGGGAGGUCAUCAGAGCACAUAGUGGGUUCCAGUUAAUUUCUACCAUUAGAACCCUGAACGAUGGCUCAUCCAAGGUUCCCGAUAUGAUUGGUCUUCGUUUGUGGGAGCUUAUUGAGGUCCAAACGCCUAGCGAGAUUGAACUCAGAAACAUUUUAGUGACUAAGUUCCCUCUCCUUAAGAAUCUCAUUGCAAAGUUCAUCAUUGUUUACAACAAGGUUCUCAGCAUCUACUCCAUGUCUUCGUUUAUUUCCUUGAACAAAGGCUCCCAUCCUAGAGUCAUUUCUACUAGAGACCUCAUGAAGUUUUGUUCUAGAUGUGACCGCAUGCUCAAGAAUAAGGGUAUUACCUCUCCUGACGCUCUUUUGGAAUCUCAUUUGUAUGAGAACAUUUUCGCUGAAACAGUCGAGUGCUUUGGAAGCGCCAUCACUGAACACGGUGCACUUGUGCCUUUGGUAAGUGCUAUUGGAGAAAUCUUGGAGGUCCCCACGUCAAGAAUCAAUUUAUUUCUUCAAUCUUAUGUUCCUAAUUUGCAUGUCGAUGAGGAGAAGAUUGAGAUUGGCAGAGCUGUCCUUUGGAAGUCUGCUGCCGAUAAGGCUCUAUACAUCAAGAAGAAGUCCGGAAAUGAUACCAAUUUUGCUCGUACCAAGCACUCCAAACGUUUGAUGGAGCAGAUUGGAGUUGCCAUCGAGAUGGUGGAGCCCGUGCUUUUGGUCGGUGAAACCGGUACUGGUAAAACAACCGUGGUUCAGGAAAUCGCUAAAAUCAUGAACAAAAAGUUGACUGUAAUCAACGUUUCUCAGCAAACCGAGUCAGGAGAUUUGCUUGGUGGAUACAAGCCAGUCAACACAAAGACAGUGGCCAUUCCUCUUCAAGAGGUGUUUGAAAACUUGUUCUUGGCAACAUUCUCGCAAAAGAAGAAUGCUAAAUUUUCCCAACUUUUGUCCAAAUGCUUCAACAAAAACCAAUGGAAGAAUGUGAUAAAGCUUUGGAACGAGGCAGUGAAAAUGGCCAAGGAGCUCUUGGCUAAGGUUGAAGAUUCGGACGAAGAAACUCAAGAGGGAGGACCAAAGAAGAAGAGAAAGCUUCGUUCUACUGAAAAGUCAGUUUUACUCAAAAAGUGGCUUGAGUUUAAAGAGGACGUAUCUAAAUUUGAGGCUCAGGCAAGCAACCUUGAAAGCUCCUUUGUUUUCAGCUUCGUUGAGGGGUCCUUGGUGAAAGCUGUCAAGAAUGGAGAAUGGUUACUUUUAGAUGAAAUCAACUUGGCAUCUCCAGAUACAUUGGAGAGUAUCGCAGAUCUUCUUUCCGAAAGUUUAGAACAAAGAUCGAUUUUGCUAAGUGAGCGUGGAGAUGUUGAGGCCAUCAGAGCCCACCAGGACUUCAGAAUCUUUGGAUGUAUGAAUCCUUCCACCGAUGUCGGAAAGAGAGACCUCCCAUUGAGUAUUCGGUCCAGAUUCAGCGAAAUCUACGUCCAUUCGCCCGAUAGAGACAGAGAGGACUUGCUCUCUAUCAUUGACAAGUACAUUGACAGAUACGCCGUUGGAGAUAAGUGGGUAGCAGAUGACAUUGCUGAAUUGUAUACUGAAGCUAAGAAUUUGGCUGAAACAAACAAGAUUGUUGACGGUGCAAACCAGAAGCCACAUUUCAGUAUCAGAACAUUGACCCGUACCUUGAUUUACGUUCGUGACAUUGUUGCCAUCUAUGGAUUGAGAAGAGCACUUUACGAAGGUUUUUGCAUGGCCUUUUUGACGUUGCUUGAUAUCAAGUCCGAGAAGAUUUUGCAGCCAGUGAUUGAAAAAUUCACAAUCGGCAAAUUGAAGAACGCUAAAGCGAUAAUUUCCCGUUGUCCUCCUGCCCCUUCGACUAACGAAGAUGAGUACGUCCAAUUCAGACACUACUGGAUGAAGCGUGGACCCGGUGAAGUGGGAUCUCCUAACUACAUCAUCACUCCAUUUGUUGAGAAAAACUUGCUUAAUUUGGUGCGUGCCACCGCAAGCAGAAAAUUUCCUGUUUUGGUCCAGGGUCCAACAUCGGCUGGAAAGACAUCUAUGAUCAACUAUUUGGCUAGCAUCACGGGACACAAGUUUGUGCGUAUUAAUAACCACGAACAUACUGACUUACAAGAGUAUCUCGGUACGUAUGUUUCAGAUGCAAGCGGAAAAUUGGUUUUCAGAGAAGGAGUAUUAGUGGAGGCGUUGAAAAAGGGUCACUGGAUUGUUCUUGAUGAAUUGAAUCUUGCACCUACUGAUGUUUUGGAGGCAUUGAACCGUUUACUUGAUGAUAACAGAGAGUUAUUCAUCCCCGAGACCCAGGAGGUUGUCCAUCCACAUCCAGACUUUAUGUUGUUUGCUACCCAGAACCCUCCUGGAUUGUACGGAGGUAGAAAGGUACUUUCGCGUGCCUUCAGAAACAGAUUUCUUGAAUUGCACUUCGAUGAUAUCCCUCAGGAUGAGCUCGAGAUCAUCUUGAAAGAAAGAUGUCAGAUCGCCCCAUCUUACGGAAAGAAAAUUGUGGAGGUGUACAAACAAUUGUCUCUUCGCAGACAAUCUACCAGAUUGUUUGAACAAAAGAACUCUUUUGCAACAUUGAGAGAUUUAUUCAGAUGGGCCAUGCGUGAGGCUGUUGGCUACGAGGAACUUGCUGCCAAUGGUUACAUGCUUCUUGCUGAAAGAGUCCGAAAUGACGAGGAAAAGGUAGUAGUCAAGGAAACAAUAGAAAAGGUCAUGAGGGUCAAACUUGAUAUGGACGCCUUCUACGAAAAAUUGGAGGACAAGGAGCUCAUGAGCAUGGAACUGUCGAUUGUGUGGACCAAAGCAAUGAGAAGACUUGCCGUAUUGGUCAAAACCUCUAUCCAAUACAAAGAACCUCUCUUGUUGGUUGGAGAAACCGGAUGCGGAAAGACCACUGUUUGUCAGAUUCUUGCCUCAUUACUCGGCAGACAAAUCAUAACUGUGAACGCACACCAGAAUACCGAGACUGGCGAUAUUCUUGGUGCUCAAAGACCUCUCAGGAACAGAUUUGAGAUUAGAUCCAACCUCCUCAAGAAUCUUAUCACUUUCUUCAAUAUUGCCAAGAUUGAGGUCUCUCUUGACGAUUCCAAGGUUGAAGACUUAAUUAAGAAGUACCAGCAAGUAAAGAACAAGCUUCUCGAAGAUGAAACUGUCGCUAUUGACCAAGACUUCAUCAACCAGAUUGACGAGAAUAUCAAAAACUCUACCAUGCUUUUCGAAUGGAUGGAUGGUCCUUUGAUCCAAGCUAUGAAGACUGGUGAAUUCUUUUUGUUGGAUGAGAUUUCUUUGGCUGAUGAUUCUGUAUUGGAAAGACUCAAUUCCGUUUUGGAACCUGAGAGAAGCUUGUUGCUUGCUGAAAAGGGUACCGAAGAUGCAUUCCUUACAGCUAGCGACACUUUCCAGUUCUUGGCUACCAUGAAUCCUGGAGGAGAUUAUGGUAAGAAGGAAUUGUCUCCAGCAUUAAGAAACAGAUUCACAGAGAUUUGGGUCCCCUCAAUGGACGAUUUUAAUGACGUCAAGCAGAUUGUCUCUGCAAGAUUGAAGCCUAGAUUCUCCAAAGUUUGUGAACCUUUGGUUGACUUUGCUGAAUGGUUCGGUAAGAGACUUGGAAACGGAAACGCCAACAGCGGAGUGAUCUCUCUUCGUGAUAUUUUGGCAUGGGUUGAGUUCUUGAAUUCAUGCGAAGACUCCAUUCUCCCAGAAGCUGCAUUAUUGCACGGUGCUUCUAUGGUUUUUAUUGAUGCACUUGGAACCAACAACACAGCAUAUUUGGCUGAAAACGAAGAGACUUUAGCUCGUCACAAAAAAGAAUGUAUUGCGCAGUUAUCAACUCUUGUGAACAUGGACUUGUCGCAGUAUCUUGAAGGUUCCAACAUAACUGUAAACCUCACUACUUCCACAUUGGAAGCAGGUGUGUUUCAGAUUCCUCGGUUGCCAAAUCAGGAAUGGAACGAUCCAUUCAACUUGCAUGCCCCAACCACUGCAGCCAAUGCCAUGAGAGUGGUUCGUGCCAUGCAAGUGCCCAAGCCUAUACUUCUUGAAGGUAGCCCGGGUGUUGGAAAGACAAGUUUGAUUUCUGCUAUUUCGAAAGCAACUGGAAACCCGUUGAUCCGUAUAAAUUUGUCAGAGCAAACUGACUUAAUUGACUUGUUCGGUUCGGAUGCACCAGUGGAAGGUGGCCAGACAGGAGAGUUUGUAUGGAGAGAUGCUCCUUUCCUCAGAGCCAUGAAAAAUGGUGAAUGGGUUUUGCUUGACGAAAUGAACUUGGCCUCUCAAUCCGUCUUGGAAGGUUUGAACGCCUGUUUGGACCAUAGAGGUGAAGCUUACAUUCCUGAAUUGGACAGAUCGUUCCCGCGUCACCCUGAUUUUAAGGUUUUCGCUGCUCAGAAUCCUCAAUAUCAAGGUGGAGGAAGAAAGGGUUUGCCUAAAUCGUUCGUAAACCGUUUCACAGUGGUGUAUGUUGAUAUCUUGAAGCCUGAAGAUUUGACAAUGAUCUCGCACCAGAUCUUCCCUAACGUCCCAAAGGAUGACUGUGCUAAGAUGAUCACUUUUAUGGCCUCCUUGGAAGAGCAGGUAGUCACAAAGAAAGCAUGGGGAACCUACGGUGGUCCUUGGGAAUUCAACUUACGUGAUACCAUGCGUUGGUUAGCAUUGUACAACUCCAAACACAACUUGGAGUCUAAGCAGGACGCCUCUCUCAGUGACUUCUUGAAGAUGAUUGUUUGUCAAAGAUUCCGUACUUUCGAUGAUCGUGAAAAUGCUGUCAAGCUCUUCGAAGGCAUUUUCGGCCCUCAGAACAUUAAGGACUCCUUCUACUCUCUUGGACCAGAUUAUGUUCAGUCGGGAGGUUCUGUUAUCAAGCGUAAUGACCUCAUUCAAUUUUCCAAUUCUACUGAUAAGGUUAGUUAUGUGCCUUUGCAAACAAACUUUGAUGUGCUUGAGUCCGCCAUCAGAAGUGUGAACGAGAACAUCCCAUUGAUCUUGACCGGUCCUACUAACUCCGGAAAAACUGAGACUAUUAGAUUCCUUGCUAACGUGGUGGGUGUCAAACUCGUGGAAUUUGCUAUGAACAGUGACGUCGACUCAAUGGAUAUUUUGGGUGGAUAUGAACAGGUCGAUCUCACUAGAUCCCUCACUGAAAUCAUUUCAUCUGUGCACAGUGUGCUCAACCUGUUGAUUGUGAUCAACUUGCAACAACACGAGACCGAAAAUAGCCUGCUUGCUGCUGCCUUGGGGUUGAUUCAGUACAUUGAGGAUGUCAUGAUCGGAACCAACAACUUUAAUGAAUUCUUGAAACGUUUCAUGGCUUUCCUCUCGAUGUACUCCAAUGAAGAGUUAUCUUCCCUCCUCAGGAGAUGUCAAGAGUUGGGAGCGCGUCUUCAGGAAGCUUCCACUGUCAAAUUCAAGUGGUUCGAUGGUUUGCUCGUCCAGGCUGUCUCCAGAGGUGACUGGUUGGUAUUGGACAAUGCUAACUUGUGUAAUCCUUCUGUGUUGGAUAGACUUAACUCUUUAUUAGAGACCAACGGUACUCUUAUAAUUAACGAGUGCAGUGAAGAGGAUGGAUCUCCUAGAGUUUUGGAACCACACCCCAACUUCAGAUUAUUUUUGACUGUGGAUCCUAAGUACGGCGAACUUUCCCGUGCCAUGAGAAACAGAUGUGUGGAGGUGUUCUUGAAUGGUCUCGAAGAGAGAGCUACCUCUUUUGAUAAACUCUGUCUUGGAAUGGAGAGAAGUAUAAUGGCCAGCACCACCAAUUCAGAAAUUGAAAACAUGAUGGAGAACUUAGAGGUGGAGGAAGUCAGCUCCACAGCGAAGCCCAUGACAUCUUUUAUUUCAUGUACUGACUCCAAAUUGAGAAACAUCGUUGCUGUUCAUGACGCUAUUGACCUUAACAACGAAUCUGUUGUUUCUAGCUCUUUAGCUGGAGUUUUAAUCUUGUCUCACAUUUUCUCUUUUAGUGAUUGGGUUCGCACUGCUAUUUCAGUGUCUGAGUUUUCCCAUGCGGAGAAAUCUGCCCUCGAGGAUACGGAGAAGUUAGUUCAGGGCUUGAACGAUUGUGGGUUUGUGGAGAACGCUAAGAACAUGUAUGAUUCAACAAAUGUGUCUGAAGUUGUUAGUAAUUCUUUCAGCUCAAACCAAACCACUCAUCCACUUAUCAACUGCUACAUCUUGGGCUAUAUUGAGAAAUAUGCUCCAGCUGUGGAUAAUGCAGAGCCGGCAAUGCUUCUCCAAGUAGUUUCUGGGGCCAUUAGAGCAAAUUCGUUCUUGAGUUAUGUCGAAAACAAGGCACUUCAUGGAAAGGCAUCCGAACUCUCGUUUAUUGAACUGUCGGCUGCAAAGAGCCUUGGAAGAGAAUUGAAAAGAGCCCCUAAGAUUGAUAUUUACAGUUACAUCAAGGGUGUCAAUGUUUUCAUUAGCUUGGUUAUUGGUGAAUCAAUGAAGAAGGAUAACUUCUUCCAGGAAGAGACCUUGUACUCUGAAAUCGCUGAAUUGCAAUCUCUCUGGUUCAGCCUAUUGGAGGUCUGCACUUCGCAGAACAUUUCGAAGUUGAGAGUCUUCCAUUCUAAGUUAUCCUCUUGGUUCGAAAAGAACAGCAACGUUGCGAUCAUUUCGCAGUUUUCUAGUCAGAUCAACUCUUUGGAUCUCGGUCUCAAGUUGACUUCUGGUUUCUCCAUGGCCAAAAUCUGGGAGAAAUUCAGACAGAUUUAUCCUGACUCCGAGGUUUCUUGGGAGAACUACGUGAGCCUCUUGACUCUAUUGAACGAUUUGGACUCUUUGUCUCACAAACUUUAUCCCGAGACUUAUGGUGAAGUGUCGUUGCUCAGGGCACAGAUAUUAUCUAUCCAUGAUGAUAUCAUUGGCAACGAGUUGAAGUCGGAGGAGCUCACAGAAUUGUUCGAGUCUCUCUCAACCGCCAUGAAGAAACUCAGUGAACUCAGUGAGACUUUUGUAAUCCAACGAAACAACGAGUUCCAACAAGAGUUUACUUACUUGUCUAAUUUCUUGGAGGUCAGUGCGUUGUUUGGAGAGAAGAAUUUUGACAAGCAGAUGAUUUUGGCCAAUUAUACCUCCAAAGACUCGUCUGCGUUCAUUCACGAUUCCAAGAGUGCUACUUUCACUCCAUAUCCGAGAAUCUUGGAUUCCUUCUGGAAUACGGAUGGCUCAAAAUCCCUUGUUGGUGCAAUCUUCACCAAUGAACUUUUAUCGUCGUCUUUGACCAAAUCUGUCAGGCUCGAGUUGUGUCCAGGCAAAUACCUUGACCAAAACUUGACAGACAUGAAGACUUUAGGAAAGGAAAUUAUUGAGGGCUCCGUAUCCAUUCUCGAGAAUCAACAGGUGAACUUCCGCCGAUUGGUUUUGAAAUGGUUUUUCGAUGUUAUCGAUGCUCAUGGCGUCACACUUGAGGAAAAGAACGCUGAAACCUUAUCAUGUGCAGAUAUUGAAGAAUUAGUGAAGUUCAUCAACGAAUCUAUUGAACCUUCCGUUGCAUCCAUUUUCAAUGACUACUUCUUACCAGCUUUGUACCUUGCAACCGCUUCCUUGAAUCUUUCUGACCUCGGUAAAGCUUGGGUGUUGUUCUCCAGUGGAUGUAUUCAGCUAUUUGUUCCAAGUUCUCCGUUGGACCCUGCAAUUGAGGAGCAUGUUGCCUACGAUGUUCUCGAGAGCCAAAAGAAAGUUGCACAAAGUCUUGUUGAAUCCUGGAGAAAGGUUCGUAGUGUGAUUAGUGGAGACAAUAAGUUGCAGCUUGAAGAGUACUUGCCAGAUUCCAGUGAAACGAAGCUCACUCAACCACGUGUUUACAGAAAGAAUGAGAGCAUUGACGAGCUCUUCGAGGAAUGGAAUGCAUUCAUGGAAUCUUCCAUUGACGUUGAACCAAUUAAGAACUUGUUGGCAGCAGCUGAGCAUGCGCUGGAAGAACGAAACGCUCAAAUCAUAGGAAUUUUCCAAAAAAAUUCUUCCAACUUCAUGAUGCGUUUGGGGUCCAAGUAUUUUAUUUAUGCUGACUUGAACGACAUCUUGAACGGCUUCAUCAAGGGUGUUAAAUUGGGUUUGGACAUUCUCACCACUAACACUAAGCAGCAGGAUGCUAAAUUCCAGAUCUCUUCCAUGUGGCCUGUGGAUUUGACCAACUUAUUGAGUCCACAAAAGCUUGAAUCAACUUUCUUGACUGUCAAGAGCAUGAGUAAGAGUAUGGACGUUGGCUCACUGAUAAGUGAAAAGCUUAUGGUUUACAUUGUGGGAUUAUGCUUCAUGCAAAAGUCCAGUACCAAAGACUCAGCAUUGAGCCUGGUGCUCAGCCAAGCUCUUCAAUCGCUCUAUUACAGAUGGUAUUAUCGUCGCAUGAAGGCGGAGGAGCAGGCUGCUCAACAAGGUUCACUUUAUAAACACAAGGACACUGACGAUGAGGAGGGUGAUUUCAGAGAACUAUUCCCAGACUAUGAUGAGGUGAUGGACCUUAGUGCUCAGGAUCUGAAGAAAACGGAUGAUUUCGAUGAAGUUUACUACGAAAUUGUCGAUCUAUAUGUCAAUCAUUUUUUGCAUGGCACUUCGUUGUCUUUAGAGAAAAUAAGUGCCAAGGGAUCCAGAUUGUGUGCUGAUUUGUCAGCCUUUAAGAACACUGCUCUGGAUGCCAACUCCUCCUCGUAUUUAUCUGCUUUGAUUUUGGGUAUUCAGAAUUCGUUUGAGGUAUACUCAGUCAACACUGAUAUAGAGGUAGAUUUCUACCAUGAUGCUCAUCCUGCCGAGUAUAGACGAGCCAUGAAGACCAUUCUAUCUCUUUACAGUGGAGUUGCAAAACUUUUGAUGCAGUGGCCAGAGCACGCUACUUUGCAGAGUAUUUCGAGAUCCGCUGAGGAAUUUCUCAGUUAUCCAUCGAACUAUCCAUUAGCUAAGUUGUUGCACAAAAUUGAGCUGAUUUUCAACUUCAUGAACGAGUGGGAAAAAUUUGCUUCAAGCCAGGUGACAUUGAAAAACCACUACGAGGAACUCACUCAACUCAUUGUUUCAUGGAGAAGAUUGGAGCUUUCGUCUUGGAAAUGUCUUUUCCAGUUUGAGAAGUCCAACGUGGAGAAGGGUAUUGGCAAGUGGUGGUUCCACUUGUUUGAAUCCAUUAUCGUUCCAUUCAUUCAAUAUCAGGAUGAAUUGACCGAGAACGAAGACUCCGAUAAGCCUUCGGUGGUUCAAAUCUUGGCUGCACUCAACAUUUUCAUGAGUGAAACCACUUAUGGAGAGUACAUCGCAAGAUUGAAUUUAGUAAAGGCAUUCAAAAACCACAUCGCCACUCUCAACUUGAAUGACGGAGAAGUCUACAAUGCACUUUGCAACCUCAUAACGUUCUACGAGCAGUUUGUUCCAAAGAUCGAAGACGCAAUUGCGCAGACACAGAAAACUCUCGAAAAGGAUGUUUCUGAAGUUAUUCUUCUUGCAAGUUGGAAGGAUGUAAACAUCGAUGCUCUCAAACAGAGUUCUCGUAAGUCUCACAACAACCUUUACAAGAUUGUGAGAAAGUACCGUACAUUGUUGAACCAGCCAGUGUCUGCCAUCAUUCAAGGUGGCGUCCCUGAAGAAACGAGGGUGAUCAUCGAUGAAGCGACAGUCAGAGUUGUUGAGCCAGUUUCCAAGACGAAGGAAGAGAAAUUGGCUAUCUUGAAGUCCUGUAAUGCAGUUGCAACUUGGUCUGAGAGACCAAAUAGAUUGAAGAACAUGGAUACUAUUGAAAACAACAUGAAGAUAUAUGUUGACAAGAUCGCAAAAUCCGAUGCACCAUCCCUUUACGACUAUGCCAAAGAGGUCAUCGAGGAGAUGAAGAGACUUCGUGACGAGACGCCUAAGGUGAUGAACGACGACACCAAGAAGACUAUUGCGGCAUUGAAAACUCAGAAGCACAAAUUAUUGAGUGAAACAUUGAAGGAACUCAGAAGAAUCGGCGUAAAGACGUCCAUCAAGCCUGGUGUGAAGAAGGUUCUCACUACAGUUAACCUCAUCUUUGCGAACUCCGAAACUUUUGAGGAUUCUUUGUUGCAAGGCUCAGAUCCAUAUUACUUCCGAAUUCUUGAUAUUCUUCCUAGAUUGAGAAGUGCUAUUGCUGGAGGAAACGACGACAUUCCACAACCUGAUCUCGAAAGAGGACUCGCUGCUACCGAGAACUUAAUUUUCUCUUUGUUAACCACGAGAAAGCCGCUUUGCGAGUUGGCAGAAUCUGUAAAAACGGUUAGAAACGUCUAUUCAACUCUUCAAAGUGUUGCCGACAAUGAAACAGGUGAUUUACAACCAACAUCCGUGGUUGAAUCGAUUGCCCUGAACUUGGAUCAACUGAGACAGAUGUCAAUGUACUUGUGCAAGUAUUUGGAUUUCUCUCUCAGUGUGUUGGGUGGAAUUUCACUUCUCUAUAAGACUGUCCCUGGUGAUGUUUUCUCUGUCACCAAGAGCAAGCUUGAGAAGUAUAUUGACGACUUUCCCGAGAAUACAGUUUUCACCAACAAAGAGGCUACCACAAUUAACACAUUCAAGACAAUCUUGAUUGAGUUGGUGGAUAGUUUGAAGACAUGGAAGGUGCAGAACCCUGCUGCAGCCUUCGUUGCUGAUGGCCUACUUGAGUGGAUUGCCAAGUGGCCUUACAGGCCAUUCAUCAACACCUCAACUUCAUUGAAAGAAAUCAAGACCAUUGAAGACGUUGAAAUUUCGUUGAGAAAGCUCUCGAACUCCAUUCUUAUUGCUGUCCAACAAGUGUUGGAGCUCACUAAGGAAGAAGUCACCGAUGAUGACGAUGAAUGGCUCGCUAAUUCACAGAAAACGCUCAUGUCUUCAAUCAAGCUGUUGCACCACAAGAAAAUCGUGGAAACCAUGCUUUUUUGCAAGCAACAGAUUGAGCAGAUUGAGUACAACUCCGAAACUUCGGCUAUUGUUUCCGCUUUGGUUGCCUGGACUAUGCCAUUGGUCAGUCAGUACCAGAAGCUUGUGUUGACAAUUUUAGAGAGGGCUAGAACCAACUACGUUCAUUUAUCUAGAGCUACUCAUGCUAUGGCUAAAUCACUCCAUACUUUGGCAACAGAAGGUUUUUGUUCUCCAGAACCGCCAAGCGAACAAAAGCAGGAUAACAACUUGCACGAUGGUACCGGACUUGGAGACGGAGAAGGUGCUACAAACAACUCGAAAGAUGAAGAAGAAGACGAUGACUUAGCGGAGCAUGCUCAACAACCUAAUGAGGACAAGGACAAAGAUGACAACGAGGACGAUGACGAUGAUGCAGUUGAUAUGGAAGGUGAUAUGGCUGGUGAUCUCGAGGAAACAUCGGACCAAGAGAAAGACGAAGACGAGAAAGAUGGUGAUGAUGAAGAGGAGCUUGAUGAAGAAGUGGAUGACAUCGACGACCUUGAUCCUAAUGCAGUUGAUGAAAAGAUGUGGGACGAAGAGGCAAAGGAAGACGAAAAGGAGAAGGAUUCUGACAAAAUGCCUCAGAAUUCUACAAAUGAUGAUGAUAACAUGGAAGCCAACGAAGAUGAAGAAGAGUCCAAAGACAACAACAAUGAAAAUGGCCAGGACGAUGAAAAUAACGAUGAGAAUGACGAGAAUGACAAUGAAAGUGGCGAUGAUGAGGAAGAUGUCGGUGAGCAGGAGGAUGAGGUCAAAAACCAAGAAAAUGAACAGAUGGAUGACUUUGUUCCUGAGACUGAGACCUUGGACUUGCCAGAGGACAUGAAUUUGGACGAUGAACAAGAUAAAGAAGGCGACGAGGACGAAGAGGAAGAGUUUGAAGACAAGAUGGACAUGAGUGACGAUGAAAAGGAUGAUAAAAAGGAUAGUAAGGCCGAGGAAGAGGCUGUUCAAGAAGAAGAAGAAUCAGAAGGUGAAGAAAAUGGUGAGGAGAAUAAUGAAAUGGAAAACGAUGAAGAAAAUGAAGAAAAUGAAGAAGCACAGGAAGAAAAUGAAGUCGGAGGAGGGGAAAUCGACGAGGAAAACAAUAUUGAUUCUGAUGAAGAUGCUGCUAAAGCUCCAGAAGAUGAAGAUGACAAGCCUGAGGAGAACGACGAAGCCGAUAAUGGAGAAGAGGCAGCUGAAGGUGUCGAGGGUGCUGAAAAUAACAACGACGAGGAUGUUGAUAUGGAUUCAGCAACCAAGACCGAAGCUGGCGAGAAGGGCGACGGUUCAGACAACCAAGUGAUUGAAGAACAGGACGAUAUUGGUGCUUCUGGAGGAGCCAGCUCGGACAUGAAGCAAGAAGAGGAUAGCAAGGACGAAGCUCCCAAUGAAGAUUCUGCUAGGGAUGAGAUGAAGGAGUCAUUGAAGCAGCUUGGAGACUCGUUGAAGGAAUUCCACCGUCGUCGCCAGGAAAUCAAAGAAAGUUCUCAGCAAGAUAAGAAAGAGGAAACUGAGGAUAAGGCUAACACCAAACCCGACGAGUUUGAGCAUGUGGACGGAGACAACACUAGUCACGAUACUCAAGCCCUCGGUGCUGCUGACAAUAAAGACCAGGUCCAGAAGAUUGAUGAAGACAUGGCCAUUGAUGAUGAGGAUGAACAAAUCAACGAGGAAGAGAAGCCUACCGAAGUCAAGCAAGAAGACGAGAUGGAGGUGGAUGAAAAUGCCGAAGAGGUUCCUGAAAAGUCAGAGAAUGACUCCGAUGACUUCGAUGCAAAGUCUAAAGGUGCCGUUGUUGGAGAACGAAAACGGUCGGAGGAGGAUGAAGACACCGACUUGAUUGCUAACGCAGAGUUCGAGGACUUGGAAGCCGAGAAAGAGUUGCGCAAUUACAAGGAGGAAGAAUAUACCAUCAACCAAGCGGAUGCUCCUGCCAUGGACAUGAACGAGGCUCGUGACUUGUGGAGACACAGUGAAGUGUCUACUCAAGAGUUGGCCUCGGGACUUAGCGAGCAAUUGAGAUUGAUCUUGGAACCCACAUUAGCUACCAAGUUAAGAGGAGACUACAAGACUGGAAAGCGACUCAAUAUGAAAAGGAUUAUUCCAUACAUUGCGUCAGAUUUCAGAAAAGACAAGAUCUGGCUCAGAAGAACCAAACCUUCCAAAAGACAGUACCAGAUCAUGAUUGCUGUGGAUGAUUCCAAAUCCAUGAGUGAAAGUAAAUCUACAGAGUUGGCUUUCCACAGUAUUGCGUUGGUAUCCAAGGCCCUUACUCAAUUAGAGAGUGGAGGGCUAUCGAUUGUGAGGUUCGGAGAGGAUGUCAAGUUGGUGCAUCCAUUCGACAAGCCUUUCAACCAGGAGAGUGGUGCCAAUGUGUUCCAAUGGUUUGACUUCAAACAGGAGAGAACCGACAUCAAGCAAUUGUGUACCAAAUCGUUGAAGAUCUUUGAGAAUGCUCGUGCCACAUCCAACAGUGACUUGUGGCAGUUACAGAUAAUCAUCUCCGAUGGUGUUUGUGAAGACCACGAGACCAUCCAGAGAUUGGUGAGAAAAGCUAGAGAAGAGAAGGUGAUGCUUGUGUUUGUUGUCAUUGAUGGUAUCACCUCCAAUGAGUCCAUAAUGGACAUGUCACAGGUGAGCUACGUUGCAGACCCUAUCACUGGAGCUAUGUCGUUGAAGGUUGAGAAUUACUUGGAUACAUUCCCCUUCGAGUUUUAUGUUGUGGUAAGAAACAUCUCCGAGUUGCCAGAAAUGCUUUCGUUGAUCUUGAGACAGUACUUCUCCGAGAUAGCUAAUAUUUAG